AUCCAAAUAUGAUCCAAGUAGGACCCCAAAUUAGAUAAGGUAUAUGAAACAAGAUCUACCCCAUUGGAGAACCAUCCACCUCAACCAGAAUUAUAUUAUUGUAAGAGAGAGAAAUUAACACCACCACCAUUUUUGUUAGUUACUAGAGAGAGAUAGAGAGAUAUGGCUCAAGCUAUGGCUUCAAUGGCUGGCUUACGUGGCUCAUCUCAAGCUGUUUUAGAAGGAAGUCUUCAGAUUAGUGGCUCUAGUCGGCUUAGUGGACCAACUCCCUCCCGUGUUGGGCUUCCUAAGUUAGGCUUAAAUGUCCGGGCUCAGCAAGUUUCAGCUGAGACUAAUGAGACCAGCCGUCGAGCUGCUUUGGGCCUUGUUGCUGCUGGGCUUGCGUCUGGCUCAAUUGUUAAGGCCGUCCUUGCUGACGCUAGAUCCAUCGCCAUUGGCCCACCCCCACCACCGUCCGGUGGUCUUCCUGGGACAUUGAACUCAGACCAAGCAAGAGAUGGUAGUUUGCCCUACACCAAGGACAGGUUUUACCUUCAACCCUUGUCUCCAACAGAAGCAGCCCAAAGAGCAAAGGAUUCAGCCAAAGAAAUCUUGAAUGUCAAGAGUUUAAUCGACAAGAAGGCAUGGCCGUACGUGCAAAAUGACCUUCGUCUAAGGGCCGAGUACCUUCGCUUUGACCUUAAAACAGUCAUCUCUGCUAAACCUAAAGAUGAGAAGAAAUCUCUCCAAGUCCUCACUAAUAAGCUCUUCGAUGAUAUCAACAAUUUGGACCAUGCAGCAAAAAUUAAAAGCUCUCCUGAAGCAGAGAAGUACUACGCACAAACUGUGUCCAGCCUCAAUGAUGUUCUUUCCAAGCUUGCUUAAUUGUAUAAUCGUUUUCUUUUUUUUGAUAAGAUAAUGUAUGAUAAAGAAUUUAUUAUAUAUAAGCUCUAUAUUUCGGAGA
Amaranthus tricolor (Joseph's coat) is the source of this 943-nucleotide messenger RNA. RefSeq names its product oxygen-evolving enhancer protein 3, chloroplastic-like. Gene Ontology annotation, biological process: photosynthetic electron transport chain; photosynthesis. Gene Ontology annotation, cellular component: extrinsic component of membrane; photosystem II oxygen evolving complex; photosystem II. The coding region runs from base 163 to 864 and encodes 233 amino acids. Lineage: Eukaryota; Viridiplantae; Streptophyta; Magnoliopsida; Caryophyllales; Amaranthaceae. The record is from RefSeq and is a predicted model, not a curated record. The transcript has 3 exons. Gene Ontology annotation, molecular function: calcium ion binding.